UGUAAACACUGUUCUCUUCAUCAGGAUUGCUGAUGCUUUUUUUCCCCCCUUCUCGCUCUCUCUGUCACAAUGUGCUUCAGAACGGAAAAAAAGUUUGGAUUUCUUGUGAUCUCAAAGAGACUUGAGCCUCACGUGGCGAGUGAGGCCUCAUGGUUGGAGAAUGCCAUAUGCUAGAGCAGUGAGGCAGUGGGAGAUCAGGCCCACGUCUGCGCUGCGGGGGAUCAAACGCACUAGAGCCCUGAUGUGGCAGUGGAUACGGGGACUGGCUCGGGCCUGCCGGCAUGGUGCGGGGUACCCAGUCAACUACAAUGACCCAGACCGAGAGGAACAGGAGAUGGUGUGCCUUGAGCCCAUGGGAUCAGAGCGGAUGGAGAUGCGAAAGAGGCAGAUGUCGGUGCAGCAGGAGUCGGCAGCGGGGGGAACUGCACCGGCCCAGCAGGACCAGCCGGGCCAGGCUAACCCACGGGGCUCGAAUGCAUGUUGCUUCUGCUGGUGUUGCUGCUGUAGCUGUUCCUGGAAUGAAGACCGGGAUGAUAGGAACCGAAAGGCAUCUUAUGACGUCAAAGAAGGGACCACAGACUGUGAAGACUGUCCUAAGCCCACGUUGGAGGAGGUGCGCUCGUGGGGUCAAUCGUUUGACAAGCUGAUGUGUUGUCCAGCGGGCAGAAACUCUUUUCGACAGUUUCUUCGCACUGAGUUCAGCGAGGAGAACAUGCUUUUCUGGCUAGCCUGCGAGGAGUUCAGGAAAGAGAACAAUAAGAGUGUGGUAGAGGAGAAGGCUCGGGUUAUCUAUGAAGACUACAUCUCCAUUCUAUCGCCUAAAGAGGUGAGCCUUGAUUCCCGUGUGCGUGAGGCAAUUAACAGGAACAUGCUGGAGCCCACCUUGCACACCUUCGAUGAUGCCCAACUGCAGAUCUACACACUAAUGCAAAGAGACUCGUAUCCCCGCUACAUGAACUCCCCAGCCUACAAAAACCUGCUCAACACCCUGUCAGAGCAGUCCCCUGAAUCUUAGGGUGGUGAUGACCUGUGAUCUUUUAACUCUCUUUACCCCUCUCCCAGUCCUUACCCCCCCUUUUUUAAAAUUUUCUUUGUAUGUUCAGUGUAGGAUUACAUGAAUCAGGCUUCGGACCUGUCCCCUCCCAGGGAUCUCAGCGCUAUUGUGAUCUGCUCCUGACUGAAGACACUCAGGUCUUAAAAUCUCCCGAGGGCUUGACAUCACAAGUACUGCUACAGAUCAACAAAGCAAAACACUCCAAAGGAAUAUGAAUAAUUUUAAUUCUUUUUUUUUUCUUUUUCUUUCUUUUGAUAGAAAUAAUCUAUUUUAUUUGUGUUCAGAGUUUUUUAUGGUCUAUUGUUUUUUGUAUGAUUGUUUGGGGGGAAAAUGAUUCCUACUGUAGACUAUAUAUUUAUUAGUUUGUAAAUAGUAAAAAUGGAAUUGUGGGUAUUUUAAGUGGAAACGCCUGGUUCUAUUUACUGCGUCUAAAAAUCAAAGCUCAAGUCAAAGGCUACAUGUUAGCGCUACUUGCAGGCAGCUUUGUGGGGUACUGUAUGAUUUUACCUUGGUUUCGCCCUGUUUUGUCACCUAACCUCACACUUUGGUAUCUGUGACAGAAACUUGGCAACUCCAGCUCACGUAGAACCUGUGCGUGAUUGAAAAUACUGUAAGUGUGGUUAUCAGUGAAGUAACAGAAAGUGACAACAGCUCUUGUCAUGGUGUGCAAUUUGUUUCCUGAAGAAACUCAAAUCAAUGAUGGAAGGAUGUUUUAACUUGUUACUUGAGCUUAACCACAGACGUUUGCCUGUUUAAGAUUUUUUUUUGUUUGUUUUAAUUCAAGUGUUACUCACUGCACACCUCAUAGGUUUAUUAUAGUUUUACAAAUGUGGCAUAAGUAAUUCUAUGUACCAGAUGAAGUAUUUUUAUUUAUUUAUGUCUACAAACAAUACAGAAAAACAAGUAUAAAUCAUAUUUAAGUCCUGUGAUGGACUGAACUCUAAUACACUGUCAGAAAAAUAUUUAAAGAAUUUUAUUUUAAAAGACUAUAUAACUCUGUUUUAUAGGUCUGUAAUUUCCUAAUAACUUCCCUGGACAUUUUCUUGAAGAUACUAUUAUUAGGGAAAAUAAUUGCUACUAUUCCAUCAUUUAAACCUACAUAAAUAUCCAUUUAUUAUUUCUUUCUUUUACUAAGGCUUAAACAGUUUGACUUUGAACCAAUUCUAUUUUCAUGCUAAGAGUAAGAAGAUUUAUGAUGCUCUUAACAUUGAAAUUCAAAAGUUUUGAUUCUUCAUUUCUGCUUAAAUGUUUGCUUGUAUUGAUUUGAGCUGCUGUAUCAGGUCAGUUAAUCUUUAUUUGAAAUCAUUUCCAGAGAACUUGCUGGAAUUUACUCCAAAAUUACAGACCUGUAAAAUAAAGCCUCACCAUUUAAGAAACUCAUGAUUAAAAAUAGCUCAUCUAUAAUAUGUGAUUUGACAUAUGAUUAUAAGUGACACUGGGUUUCAGGCCAGGUUAGCAGCAACACCAAAGCUACCAUGUAAACUGUGUUCAUAUGUUUAUUGAGAGUGUUUCAACUGAGUAAAAUUGGAGUUGCCAAGUGUUUAAUACUUUUAUGUACUUUGAUAGUAUUAGUUGAAUUACUUUGUUGCCUCACAAAUGUGUCACUCAAAGACAAGAUCCUCACAUGGGGAAGUGCCUUGACAUUCAGUUUUAUGACAUCUUUCUCAUGGGCAACAGUUGUUUUCAAACUCUUGCCAUAAGGGUGGUUACUGGAGCAUGAAGUCAGUUUACUGGAAAUUGUCCCUUUCAUUGGCCAAAUUAAUAUGUGUUUUGUCUUGAUUUCUUAGUUGUGACUACAUCAGUUCACUUUGGUAGGGUGGAGGUUGAUGGCAGCACAUGUCAAACAAAGACUGGUGGACGGGCUGGUUGAUCUGAACUUCUUACCAACCUGUGUGCUUGAUGGUGGCACUUUUACCACGUGCAAUCUGAGCUGAUAGGUACACCGCGCAGAUCAAGCUCAAAACACAAUCUAAGCCAAUGGUUUGGAGUGAUGCCUAUAAAUGUUUCUUUUUUUCUGUUUACUAUAUGAAAUGUGUUAUUUUGCGCUGAGUUUACUGAAGAAUACAUUUUUAAAAAAAACAAAUAAUGUGAAUGUUUACAGUAAAUGGUUUUUUUUUUUUUUUUUUUCUGC
Archocentrus centrarchus (flier cichlid) is the source of this 3185-nucleotide messenger RNA. RefSeq names its product regulator of G protein signaling 20 (gene rgs20). The record is from RefSeq and is a predicted model, not a curated record. The transcript is spliced from 5 exons. Bases 161 to 1015 code for a protein of 284 amino acids. NCBI's taxonomy places the organism in Eukaryota, Metazoa, Chordata, Actinopteri, Cichliformes, Cichlidae.